Sodiomyces alkalinus F11 is the source of this 1621-nucleotide messenger RNA. Its product is annotated as FAD binding domain-containing protein. Bases 193 to 1611 code for a protein of 472 amino acids. The record is from RefSeq and is a predicted model, not a curated record. Gene Ontology annotation, molecular function: oxidoreductase activity; FAD binding. The transcript is spliced from 3 exons. NCBI's taxonomy places the organism in Eukaryota, Fungi, Ascomycota, Sordariomycetes, Glomerellales, Plectosphaerellaceae.
CGUCCAUCUCCCGUAAAUACCAUGUCAAAGACCUGACCCGAUCAUGCGGUUGUUUACCUCAGUUCUCCCUCUUCAACCCUUCCGAGAACCCGCCGCCGCCUCAUUCCAGGUGGCGUUCAAAAGUCACGUCUGGUUCAAGCUGCUGCUAGCAAGAAAAACCGUUCUGCCUACCGAGCUCUUCCUUCCGCAAUUAUGGGCCAGAACCCCAGCAGUUUGGCGACGUGCUUGAACGCCGUCUGCAGCGGACGAUCCGGAUGUGUCGCGUAUCCGAACACCCCGCUAUACCAAGUCGCCUGGGUUGAUCGGUUCAACCUCGACAUCCCCGUCGAACCUAUCGCCGUGACUCGCCCCCAGACCACGGAAGAAGUGGCCGCCUUCGUGAGGUGCGCCGUCGAGAACAAUGUCCAUGUGCAGGCCAAAUCGGGCGGUCAUUCCUAUGGCAACUAUGGCGUCGGCGGCGAAGACGGCUCUCUCGUCAUCGACCUCCGGAACUUCCAGCACUUCCACAUGAAUCGCGACAACUGGCAGGCCACUAUAGGCGCUGGCCAUAAACUGCACGACGUGACCAAGAAGUGCCACGAGAAUGGCGGCCGUGCCAUCUCCCACGGUACUUGUCCUAGCGUAGGCCUCGGCGGCCAUGCCACCAUUGGAGGCCUCGGCCCCUCGUCUCGCAUGUGGGGUUCGUCCUUGGACCACGUCCUCGAAGUCGAAGUCGUCACGGCCGACGGCGAAAUCGUACGCGCCAGCGAGACCCAGAACCCGGACCUCUUCUUCGCUCUCAGGGGAGCCGGCGCCAGCUUCGGCAUCAUCACCGAAUUCGUCAUGCGGACCAACCCGGAGCCCGGCAACGUCGUCGAGUACACCUACACCAUGACCUUCGGCCGCCACCGCAACCUCGGCCCCGUCUUCGAAGCCUGGCAGGACCUCGUCGUCGACCCGAACCUCGACCGCCGCUUCGGCUCCGAGUUCGUCCUGCACGAGCUGGGCGCCGCCAUCACCGGCACUUUUUACGGCACGAAGGAGGAGUUCGAAGCCACCGGUAUCCCCGACCGCAUCCCCGGCGGGAAGAAGUCUAUUGUGAUUGACGACUGGCUCGGCUCCGUCGCGCAGAAGGCCCAGGAGAGCGCCCUCUGGCUGAGCGACAUCAGCACCCCCUUCAAGGCCAAGAGCGUCGCCUUCACCCGCGACACCCUCCUCAAUUCCCAGGGCAUCAACGAGCUGAUGAACUACAUCGACCGCGCCAACAAGGGGACCCUGAUCUGGUACCUCAUCUUCGACGUCACCGGCGGCGCCAUCAGCGACGUGCCCCUCAACGCCACCGCCUACCGCCACCGCGAUACCAUCAUGUUCGGCCAGGGCUACGGCGUCGGCAUCCCGAAGCUCAGCCAGAGGACGCGGGAUUUCUUCGAAGGGAUCGCGUCGACUAUUCAGUCGAAUGUGAAUGGCACCCUCGGCACCUACGCCGGCUACGUCGACCCUCUGCUGGAGAACGCCCAGGAAUCCUACUGGGGUUCUAACCUUCCCAGACUCGAGCAGAUCAAGAGGGCCUGGGACCCGAACAAUGUGUUUUCCAACCCGCAGAGCGUGCGGCCGGCCGAAGAGAGCACGUAGAUGGGGGGGG